This is a messenger RNA of Entrophospora sp. SA101, 216 nucleotides long. The record is from the annotation of a GenBank genome assembly. NCBI's taxonomy places the organism in Eukaryota, Fungi, Glomeromycota, Glomeromycetes, Entrophosporales, Entrophosporaceae.
AUGGGCAAAAAGACCAGUUUCAUUCAUAUUAUAAUACUUCAAUAUCCUCUAAAAACUUAUCAAAAACCAAUAUCAAGCCAUUGGUUAUACCAGCUAACAACUGCUCAGCAAUAUUUGACAAAUAAAAAUACUCACCUAAUAUUUGCACAAUGGUUUAUUACUGAGCUAGAACAAUCACAAAAUGUUCCUGGUGGAUAUCUUAAAAAAUGGAGAUGA